Molecule: messenger RNA, 2049 nt
Organism: Fusarium fujikuroi IMI 58289
Lineage: Eukaryota; Fungi; Ascomycota; Sordariomycetes; Hypocreales; Nectriaceae
Product: related to trichodiene oxygenase cytochrome P450
Exons: 6
Coding region: 1-2049 (682 amino acids)
Molecular function (GO): oxidoreductase activity, acting on paired donors, with incorporation or reduction of molecular oxygen; iron ion binding; monooxygenase activity
Source: RefSeq, a predicted model, not a curated record
AUGGCGAGUGGCGAAAUAGUCAAAGGAGACCUCGAUGCCGAUGGCAGGGUGAUCUUGUACAUUAUCAAAGCUGACGCCACAUCGUAUAUCAACUACAUCAAACCGAUUAUCCUAGCCGAAGAGCUAAAAACUCCCUACGUCCAUUCCAUUAUCGAUACCAAGGACGAAUGGUUCUACAAAAUCCAUCCAGAGCGCUAUGUCCCGUCUCUUAAGGACAGCGAUCCGGAAACUGGACAGGAUGUGAUUGUUUUUGAAGGCACUGCCUGUCUCCAAUAUCUCGCGGACCGAUCUGAUAAUUAUGGAGAGUGGACAGGAAGAACAGCAGCCGAGAAGGGAGCUGUGCUUUCAUGGACGGCCUAUCAGACCGCUGGACUUGGGGCUACGGCAAAGUAUUGGCUCUACUUCUUGAAAGGGUACCCUAAUAGACAAGAGCCAGUUCAGCUUCCAAGGACAAUCGAGAAACUGCACCAGAAUACAACUAAGCAAUGGGAUAUCCUCAAUAAACGCCUUUCAGAACCGGGCCAGAGAUACAUCGCUUUGAAGGACCGUCCCACGUUAGCAGACUUGUCGUAUCUUCCCUUUGCCAUGCCUUGGAUGUUUAAUCUCUUCGGUUUAGACAUAAAAGAUUGGCCAGCUGCCUUCUUAUCCAGACUUCAUCAAGUCCGCGACGUUGGUGCCGGGAAACCCUUUCCCUCAAACAGAUACUGGUUCCCCAGUGGUCAAGGGGACGCAGCCAAGUUUCUACACGGCAAAGAAAACAGUGUUAAAUGGGAGUCAGAGUAUGGGCCCAUUUACCGUAUAUGGUCUGGUCCUAAUCCUGAAGUUGUUCUCACAAGACCUGAAGACGUCCAGCAGGUUUUCAAGGAUUCAGACAAACACAUCAAAGCGGUCAAUAAUAACUCUGGGUAUUUACUGGGGCAACUACUUGGAAAGUGUGUUGGCCUCGUGAGCCAGAAUGAAUGGAAACGGGUCAGAGAGGUCUCAGAAGUUGCAUUCAUACGAAGCGCGGUACCAAAAUACUUGGAGAUUAUACAGAAACGAACCGUGCGUCACUUUAAGACCCUUGAAGCCGGAGACAACCUAUCCAAUGAAAUCAUCGAUCCAGCAGCAGACUUGAAGAUGCUCCCUUUUUGGAUCAUUGCCGAUGUGCUUUAUGGACGCUUAUCAAGGGAAAUGGAAAACACUCUUGCUAAACUUGCACCUCUGCGCGAAGGGAUAUUUCGCAAGAUCAUAGAAGGCGGUCUGUCGAGAUUCAAAUGGUCACGACUUUUCCCGACCGAUACCAACAAGUCUCUCGAGUUAUUCAAAGAGCAGUGGAUUGAGUUUAAUCGGGCCGCCUUUGAUCGAGCUAUCCACAUUGGAUCUCGACCCCCGAUCGUGGACCUCUAUAAUGCUGUGACUUCAGGUGCAAUGACCCAGGAGCAUCUUUUGCACACUCUCGAUGAGACUCUUUUUGCCAACCUAGAUGUUACUUUGGGGGCUAUUUCUUGGAACCUCGUGUUUUUAGCCGCCUACCCUGAGCACCAACGGCGUAUACUUGAUGAAGCACAAGAACGGAGACAAAGCCCUAAGGGAGGAGAUUUCAACAGCUACUUCACUGACUCAACCACCUACCUAUCGGCAUGCAUACUAGAAUCAUCCCGGCUACGGCCCCUCGCAGCCUUUUCUGUUCCGCAGGCAAUUCCAACAGACCGUGUAAUUGAUGGUUUCCUCUUCCCCGCUGGCACCAACUUCAUUGUCGACGCAUAUGCUCUGAAUCAGCGGAACCAGUUCUGGGGAAAGGAUAGUCUUGAAUAUCGCCCAGAGCGUCAUCUAUCUCUAAGCCCAGUUAAAUCCAGGUAUAACUUUUGGAGGUUUGGCUUUGGGCCGCGACAGUGCAUGGGAAAGUACGUGGCAGAUAUGAUGUUGAGAGCAAUUCUCAUUUAUUUGCUACAGGGCUAUGAGUUGCAAUUUACUGAUGACCAAGCUGAAGAAUGGAAGAGGGAUCCCGAAACUUGGAUAAAUCACCCAGAAAUGAAGUUAAAAUGUAUACCCAGACAAAAGAGUUAG